ACACAAAUAUAAGAGUCAAUUACUGGUUUUCCUCAUUUGUGCCACUCGCUUGUUUUUUUUUUAUCUUCUUCUUCCCGCUGGUAUACUUUCUGGCGUCAUGGUAGCAGACAUACCGGUUAGUUUUUGGCCUGCGGCAUCUACUGCGGUUAUCGCCUGCCUAAGUGGUAUCAUGUUAUCCGUUCAACGUGGAAGCCAUCACAAGUCCAAAAUCGCUCUUGCUACAACUGAUGACGGCAACAAAUACGCUGUUCCCCUCAAAUUCGACGAGCAGUUUGAUCCAAGCGUCCCCUUUACAGAUCAACACCGACUCACGCGUCUUAACUUUGGCACUUUGGUUCUCCUCAGUUUGACCGCUUAUGAUCUGUUUCUUGGUGUCAACGCUUUCUCCAAAACGGAUGCUCACUCUUAUCUUUUGAUUGCACAAGCAUUGACAGUGGUAUCUUGGACCUACAUUUUCACCUUGACUCUGGUAUCUCGAUGCUAUCGUCUACCAAACGCUUGGGGAUGGGUCCUCAACGUCCAUCUUUUCAUACUAUUCUCUGUGAUGUUUUGUGGCAAUCUCUACCAGUGGUUUGAGACGCUACGUUCAACGGUACAAGUGAGCUGGAUGCAAGCCAUCAAGAGCAUUCUGAGCGUCUUUAUCGGCAUGGAUAUGGUGUACACAACCGGCAGCACGGAGCGAAGCUCGCCUUAUGUGGAUGAAAAUGAUCGCAAGGUAGUGGCCUACGAUGUAAGCUCGAUUUUCAGUUAUUUGUAUUUCAACUGGAUCACCCCGGUCGUCAUGAUGGUCUAUCGCAAGAAAGAAGUCACUGACGACGACUUGCCCGCUUUGCCCCCGUUAUUUCGAGCCUACAACCUAUUCUAUAUAUUCAAAAUGCACAACAGCAAGAGUCUCUUAUGGCGCAUCGUCCUCACCAACAAAAAGCCAUUUGUUAUCCAAGCCGUACUGGCCGUGCUGGUGGCAACAUGCAAUUAUAUACCUCAAUACUUUAUGAAUCGAGUGCUCGUGCUGCUUCAGGAUACCGAUGCCGACCAUCGGGAUAACGAUUUCACUCUGAAAGGUUUCUUAUUGGUGACAGGUUUAUCCCUCACCGUUAUCUUGAUCGGAAUCAUGGACAGUCACAUGUGGUUUUGGUCUUCAUCCAACGUUUUGGUGCGUUCGAGAGCCAUGUUAAAUAUCGAAAUUUAUCACAAGACCCUGAGACGACUGAACACCGCGUUUCAGUCGAGUGAGGAUGACAAGGAGGACGAUCAGAAGAAAAAGGAAACCGACGACGAUCAAAAUAACAAGGAAGCAGAUACAAACGAGGACAACGCAUCCACAGGAACUAUCGUCAAUCUGAUGAGCACGGAUUCCAGCCGUGUUUCAGAGUACGCCACCUGGUGGUUUUUUUGGGUCGAGUCGCCUAUUGAACUGGCUGUGGGAAUCACUUUUCUGUAUCAGCUCCUGGGUGUUUCGUGCCUCUUGGGUCUACUUGUCAUGGUGGUCACGUUGCCUCUCAACCAUUUCAGCGCCAAAUUGUUUGCGAGAACCCAAGAUCGCUUGAUGAGUGCACGCGAUAAACGAGUAUCUCUCAUGAACGAAGCACUUCAAGGCGUACGUCAAAUCAAAUUUUUUGCCUGGGAGAAAAAAUGGGAAAAUCGCAUCAUGAAAUCAAGAGCAACCGAAUUGAAACACCUUCGUAUGACAUACAUCUGCGAUGUCUUGUUCAGUUUCUUGUGGCAAGCCACUCCUCUAUUGGUCACCAUCAUUUCCUUUUGGUCGUACACCGCAUUGGAGGGAAAGCAACUUACCGCACCUGUAGCGUUUACGGCUCUCGUCGUUUUCAAUGAACUGCGCUUUGCACUCAAUGUCAUUCCCGAUCUCUUUAUCGAGCUUUUGCAAGCAUUGAUUAGUGUGAGACGCAUUGAAGCUUAUUUGGCAGAAGGAGAAAUCACAGCCGUCGUUCCUCAAUCUCCCGACGCCCCAAUCAAUAUUCAUUUUGAGCAUGCCACGGUAGGCUGGUCCACGCCAACGCAGACAACCUCAGAUAUCGUGCGCCCUGAAACAUCGACCGAGUCCAGUUCGACUCAUGUUGCCAGUGAAAGUUUCAUCCUCAAGGAUAUCACAGCACACUUUCCCAACAGUCAACUCAGUUUGAUCUCGGGCGCUACGGGUUCUGGUAAGACCCUCAUGAUGCUCAGUCUUUUGGGAGAAACGGUCAUUAUUAGCGGCACCGUGGCCAGUCCUCGACAUGCCGUAUUGGAAACAGUAGACGACCAUUUCAUGUCGAUCGAGAAGAUCCCCGCCGAGGAAUGGAUUCUAGAUCACGCCGUCGCCUACGUAUCACAAACACCAUGGCUGCAAAACGCAUCGAUCCGCGACAACAUUUUGUUUGGCCUCCCAUACGAUGAACAACGCUAUACCGACACACUGUAUGCCUGUGCACUUGAAAAAGAUCUGGAGAUCCUUGAAGAUGGCGAUAUGACCGAAAUCGGAGAAAAGGGUAUCACCUUGUCCGGUGGCCAGAAAGCUCGUGUGUCCCUUGCACGCGCCGUUUAUUCUCGGGCAAAAAAUGUACUCAUGGACGAUGUUCUCAGUGCCGUUGAUGCCCAUACCGCCAAGCAUGUCUAUGAUAAAUGUCUCACGGGACCUCUGAUGCAAGGCCGUACACGCAUCCUUAUUACUCAUCAAGUCAAAUUAUGUUUAUCCGGAAGCGCAUACAUUGUCCAUCUCGAAGGCGGCCGCGUAGGUGUUUCAGGUUCGCCUGCUGAACUUCGACAGUCGGGCCAGCUCGCCUCCAUUCUUGACAGCGAAGAAACGGAGGAUUCGACAGCCACUGAAAAUCCAAUUGAAGACACUAUCUAUAACCCCGAAUCCGAAACGCCACGAAAGCGCAACGAUAAAACCAAGAAAUCUCCGCGAGUUCUUGUGGAAGAAGAAACACGCGCUACAGGUACUGUAAAGUGGCGUCUGUACACGUUAUACUUUAAAACCGUGGGCAAAACUAUGUUUUGGUUGAUUCUGGCUGUCUUGAUUUUCGGUGCUCGCGGUUUGGAUAUCGUGGAACGAUGGUGGCUGAAGCAGUGGGCUGAAGCGGCUAGUGCAAAUGCUUUGGAAAUGAUUAGAACACAUAUCAAUGCGUACAUGCCCGCUCACAACGCUCCACCCGUGUAUUCCUUGAUGGUCAAAGACACAAUCAAUGUAAUGGAGGACCGUCCGGCCGACUACAAUCUCAACUAUUACCUCGGUAUGUAUGCCUUGAUUCUAUUGUCCAAUAUCGUCGUAAGCACAGUCCGCUUCGGUUUCUUGUAUUGGCGAACAUUGGGUGCGAGUCGAAAGUUGUAUGGUGACCUGCUUCGACGCGUGUUGCGUGCGCCGCUGCGUUUCUUUGAUACCACACCGAUUGGACGUAUUUUGAAUCGAUUUUCCAAGGACUUUGACACCAUCGAUUCCACGAUUCCCAUGGAUAUGAUCAAACUUAUUAUUCAAUGGAUUGCCGUGGUCUCUUCCUUGUUGACGGUGGCUGCCGUUCUUCCGGUCUUUGCUAUUCCCAUGCUCGUCGUUGUCGCAGCCAAUAUCGCCAUUGGCAGAAUCUUCAUCUCCGCUUCUCGUGAACUCAAGCGUAUGGAUUCCGUGACACGGUCACCCUUAUUUACGCACUUUACCGAAACCAUUGUGGGUAUCUCCACCAUCCGGGCUUUCGGAGCCACACAACGGUUUAUGCAAGAAAUGCUGCAAAAGAUUGACAAGAACGCUCGUGUCUUUUGCUUCGCGUGGCUCGUGAACCGAUGGAUGGCUACUAGACUUGCGACUAUUGGUGCUUGCGUCAAUUUCAUCACAGGUAUGCUGAUUAUCUUGAAUGUGGACAAACUCGACGUUUCCUCGGCCGGUUUCUGUUUCAGUUUCGUCAUGGCAUACAACUGGGAGAUGUUUUGGGCUAUUCGACGCUACACCAGUAUGGAAAUGAGCUUCAAUUCCAUGGAACGUGUGGUAGAAUUUAUGGAGAUUGAGCAAGAAGCACCAGCUAUUACGGAGCUUCGCCCUCCUCCAGAUUGGCCUAUUCGAGGAGAAAUACAGGUGGAGAAUCUUCAAGUACGUUAUGCAGCCGAUCUGGAACCUGUUCUGCAUGGAAUCUCUUUCCAUGUCAAUGCCAAAGAAAAGAUUGGCGUGGUGGGUCGAACCGGUAGUGGAAAGUCGACGCUUGCCUUGUCCUUUUUCCGAUUUGUCGAAGCGACCCAAGGCCGAAUUAUCAUUGACGAUGUGGAUAUUGCCGAUAUCGGAACAGAAGAUUUGCGCAGUAACCUUACCAUCAUUCCACAAGAUCCUACCUUGUUCUCUGGCACCUUGCGAAGCAACAUGGAUCCGUUUGAUCAGUUUACCGAUGAAGACAUCUUUGCUGCCUUACGUCGCGUCGAAUUGUUACCAUCGGACGACGCAGAAGUCAUCGAAAAUGUCAAUGCCAACGUCUUUCAGAACCUCGACACGGCCGUCAGUGAAGGUGGCAAGAAUUUCUCUCAGGGACAGCGACAACUUUUAUGCUUGGCUCGUGCUUUGCUAAAACGUACUACCAUUGUGCUGAUGGAUGAAGCCACGGCCAGUGUAGACUUUGAAACCGAUAAAGCGAUCCAAAAGACCAUGACCACCGAGUUUGCCGAUUGUACCAUUCUAUGUAUUGCCCAUCGACUUCACACCAUUAUUGGAUAUGAUCGUAUCCUCGUUUUGGACGCAGGGAAAAUCAUUGAAUUUGCAAGUCCUUUGGAGUUGAUCAAUGAUUUCACCUCUGCGUUUCACAAGAUGUGCAAGAACUGUGGUGAAUUCGAAAAUUUAUUGGCUCUUGCUAAAUCCACACAUGAGCUUGUGGACGUGUCUUGAACAAAACCUUAACUUGACCAAAGAAAAAAAAAAAACUCUAUCAUUCAUUAUUUAUGUAUUCUUUACCAUUAUAAAAAAUUAACAUAACCAAUAGUCGGUUUAUGGAAUAAAACUGCGAGUAAACAUCGCCAUGGGUUGUAAGCUUGGUUAAGCCAGGGCAGUUGGAGAGAGCACAAUGGCGGUAAAAUAAUUAUCCUUAUAGCACUUUGCUGGGUCAGGGCAAAUAUUUCGCGCCACGAAGCUUUUUUUUUUCUCUCUCUCUCUC
Messenger RNA from Radiomyces spectabilis, 5120 nucleotides. Its product is annotated as P-loop containing nucleoside triphosphate hydrolase protein. The transcript has 10 exons. Gene Ontology annotation, molecular function: ATP binding; ABC-type transporter activity; ATP hydrolysis activity. NCBI's taxonomy places the organism in Eukaryota, Fungi, Mucoromycota, Mucoromycetes, Mucorales, Radiomycetaceae. Gene Ontology annotation, biological process: transmembrane transport. The coding region runs from base 98 to 4855 and encodes 1585 amino acids. Gene Ontology annotation, cellular component: membrane. The record is from RefSeq and is a predicted model, not a curated record.